Cuculus canorus (common cuckoo) is the source of this 2802-nucleotide messenger RNA. Its product is annotated as probable G-protein coupled receptor 34. Gene Ontology annotation, molecular function: G protein-coupled receptor activity; oxysterol binding. Lineage: Eukaryota; Metazoa; Chordata; Aves; Cuculiformes; Cuculidae. The transcript is spliced from 2 exons. Bases 352 to 1368 code for a protein of 338 amino acids. Gene Ontology annotation, biological process: G protein-coupled receptor signaling pathway. Gene Ontology annotation, cellular component: membrane. The record is from RefSeq and is a predicted model, not a curated record.
ACUGGUUUGAAGAGAGCAGCACCCAAAGGUGGAUGGUUGAUCUCUCCAAACUGGCUCGUUCAUGUGAGCUGCUGCAGUGGCCAGCGCUUGCUUCGUGAAGGGGGUGUAUGGGGUGCAUUGAAGAGCCUACCUCAGGACAAACACCUGGAAAAUGCACCCCCUCUCCAGGGCCAGAAGGGGAAAAACCCAUCAAGCCCACAUGGGAGGAGCAGGGAAACCGUGGAGGAUGUUUGUCAUGGUGAGAGAUGUCAUCAGCAACCAAGGGCUUAUAGGGCCCCAACAAGAGCAGGAACCGCUGUCACAGCAGGGGAAGGUGCAGAAGAGGGGUACCGAGAGAGAUCUGUGGUCCUAAUGAUGGACCCCCCAAGCACCUCCCUUCCUGCCAGCCAGCUCACAGACCACAGACUCAACAAUUCCUGCCGCCAGAUCCAAGAUGAGUUCCUCUCUGUGACACUCCCUGUGAUGUACUCCCUCAUCUUCAUUAUCGGGCUGCUCAGCAACACCCUAGCGCUCUGGGUGUUUUCAGGCAGUGUGCAGCGCAGGACCUCCAUCACCGUGUACAUGAGGAACCUGGCACUCUCUGACCUGCUGCUCUCUCUCUGUCUGCCCUUCCGCAUCACCUUUCAAAGCAAGAGCGAGCCUCUGAUCUUCUGCAACAUCAUUGGGAGCUUCUUCUACCUCAACAUGUAUGUCAGCAUCUCAUUCCUCAGCCUGAUCAGCCUUGAUCGCUACCUGAAGAUCAUCUGGCCCUUGCAGAAAUUUAGGAUUCACACUGUGUCCUGUAGCACCAUGGCCUCUGCAGUGGUUUGGUUGGUGCACAUAGCAUUCAUGCUGCCUUUCUUUUUUGAGACAAGAGGAAAAGAGCCUUGUGACCACAAAUGCUUCCACUUCAGGAGCAAAAGCACCACAGCAGCAGCUUUUAACAUGGUCGCAGUAGUCACUUUCUUCAUCCUGCUCUUGCUCUUCCUCUACUUCUACAGCAAGAUAUUUGCCAGGCUCCAAAGAGUCUCCUCGGUGAAAGCUCAGCACCUGAACAAGAGGACCAGCAUGAGAACGAUUGCCAAGACCUUCAUAGUCCUGAUCAUCUUCAUUGUAUGCUUCACCCCCUAUCACGUUGUCCGCAUUCCUUACAUCCUCGCACAAGUGGAGGUCAUUUCUAGUCUGCCCUGGAAGCAGGGUCUCCACCUUGCUAAUGAGCUUGUGCUCUGCAUCUCAGCCCUCAACAGCUGCCUUGACCCAGUCAUCUUCUUCUUCUUGUCCAGCAGCUUCCGGAGGGCUGUGCUCUGCACCAUCCAGGGCAGGCUGAGGAGAGCUCUCGUAAGGAACCAGGGCAGGCUGAGCCACAAUAGGUCUGUGACAGAGAUAUAGGCUUUCCAUUUAGUCCUGGGACCUUCCUCAAGGAUUUGCUUUGACUGCUAUUACUUACCAGACAGGACUUGUUGGGAGAAAGAAAUUAAAACCACUCCAUAUUUCUUUCACUGGCAUCAUCAGGUCUAGCGCUUCCUUGGGAGGGAUGGGGUGGUGGUAAAUGAAGAGAGAAGAACUGGGACCUUACUUUUUUCUGAACCACCUCUGCUGACACAGCUGAAGAAUGUAUUUCCCAGGAAGAAGGAAGGCUCAAAGUAUCGAAGGAGAUAUAGCCUUGGCCUAGGGUCUCCUGGGGAAGGGCAGGUACAGAGCCCAGGAUUCGGACAGGCUCUUGCAAUGGGAGGAAAAGGAAGAGGAAUAGGAAUCCUCUGUGAGCACUUUCUAAGUACCUCAUCACCGCCACACCAGAGAAAACAGGAAAAGGGAGAUGAUGAGUGCAGAAGCAUUGGGAAAAGAAGAGGGAGACACCAAUCAGAACAUUACCUGGGGAGUGGGUGAAUAUUUUGCUCCAUGAUGGAGCCCAGAAACGUGCACUGCAGGGCUUGGAGGACAAGCGUGCUGAGCAGCACUGCUCAGCUGUCACCCUAAACCAGGACCACGAUAACUUGACCUCUCCUGUUGUUACCACAGUCUUUGUAACUCCAGGUCAGCCUCACUUUUCUGUGUAUUCAAACAGACAGCUCUGGGCUUCCUUUAAUGAUUUUCCUUCGCUCAUUUCACUGGCACGUUCACCCAAGACCAGCAGCUUUGCCUGGUGUACUGGUCUGAGAUAAAGCAGAAUUGAUUUCCUAACUUUUCAGUUAAGCCUUUUCUAAGUAACUUCAUUUUCUGAAAGUUAUCUACAUGUUUUUCAAUCAGUGUCUGUCUCUAGGAGUGAUAACACUUAAAAUUUAUGAUUAUCACCAAGCUAAUGGGGCAUUGGUAUGCAGAAAGGCCAUUGUAUAUAUUUAUUUUUAUGGAAGCCAAGGUUAGUCUGAAGUUGGUGGAAUGCUUAAGUAAAGGAGGUGAAAAAGGGUCGCACCUGCAGGGAGCAGUGGACAGGACAGGUGACCCCAAACUGACCAACAGAGUAUUCCAUUCCACAGAUGCUAUACUCAGUAUAAAACCUGCUCUGCAGCAUCACUGGUGACAGGGCAGUCUUCGGAGAGUUUGAUUUUGUAUAUUUGUGUAUAUAUACAUUAUUUUCUUAUUAGUGUUAUUUUACUUAUUAUUAUUGUUUCAUUAAAGCUGGUUAAGUUGUAGUAUCCAACACACAAGUCUCUCUCUCACUUUCCUUUCCCGAGGGGUAUUGUGGAACUCCUUGUGUUUAGCUGGCGAUCAAGCUGGGAAUUUGGGCGAAACUGUGACACCUGCCCACUGCACAGCACUUGCUUUGCACUUGGACCACGCCAAAAAUACCCAGCAAGAGACCUAGCAGCCAAAGGGAAACCACCA